Gigantopelta aegis is the source of this 1221-nucleotide messenger RNA. Its product is annotated as tigger transposable element-derived protein 2-like. The coding region runs from base 1 to 1221 and encodes 406 amino acids. Gene Ontology annotation, molecular function: DNA binding. The record is from RefSeq and is a predicted model, not a curated record. Lineage: Eukaryota; Metazoa; Mollusca; Gastropoda; Neomphalida; Peltospiridae. Gene Ontology annotation, cellular component: nucleus. The transcript has a single exon.
AUGGUGAGAAAUAACAAGCGAAAAACUGAUCGGAAGGGGAUAACUAUAUCUGCAGCCCAAAAAGCAUUAAGUUACAUAAAGUCUGGCAAAUCCAUCAGAAAGGCAGCAGAAGCAUUUAAAAUCCCAUUUGAGUCCCUCUGGCGUGCUAUUAAGAAGAAAGAAGGUCAAAUCUCGAAAAAUGUUUAUCCCAAAACAUGCUCUUCCAGACAAAUAUUUAAUGAUUCCGAGGAGUUGAUGCUAGUUGACUACUUACUUGUGACUUCACACAUUGGUUUUCCUGUUAACUGUAGAACUUUACGGUCUAUGGCUUACCAACAGGCCUUGAGAAAUGAAAAAAGUUUCCCAACAAGCUGGACUGAACACGAACUCGCAGGAAAAGACUGGGUAGCUGGUUUUUUGAAGCGACACCAUUCAGUAAGUAUUAGGACUCCAGAAGCAACAAGCAUGGCCAGGGCAACAGCCUUUAACAAAACCAACGUUAAGGUCUUCUACUCCAAGCUUCAAGAUUUGUAUGCAAGGAACAAUCUGACACCUGAUCGCAUAUUCAACUUGGAUGAGACUGGACUGACGACAUCACAAAAGCCUCAAAAGGUUAUUGCAGAAUCUGUAACAAAGCAGGUUGCACAGCUGGUUUCUCACGAAUGUGGUCAAACAGUUACCAUGUACGGUUUUGUAAAUGCCAUUGGCAAUGCCCUCCCACCUUGCAUGGUGUUUCCACAGAAGAAUUUUAAGAACUACAUGAUUCAUGGAGCACCACCAGGAACCUUGGGUAUUGCUUAUCCCAGUGGAUGGAUGACUGCCGCAACGUUUCUGGAGUGCUUGAAGCAUUUUGUACGCUUUGUCCAUUGCAGCAAAGACAACAUAGUACUGCUUCUCUUGGACAACCACGAGUCACAUGUGUCAUUAGAGGCAAUAGACUUCUGUCGUGAGAAUGGAAUAGUUUUGCUUAGUUUCCCCCCACACUGCACGCACAAACUCCAGACCUUGGACAAAACCGUGUUUGGGCCUUUCAAGAGGUUGUACCACAGGGCAGCAAAUGACUGGAUGUACAACAAUCCUGGAAAAAGAAUGAGCAUUUACGAUGUGGCAGGUCUUGUUAGAAAGGCAUAUCCAAAAUCUUUCACAUCUUCCAACAUUGUCUCUGGUUUUCACUGCACUGGAAUCUCACCGUUUGAUUUCAGACGCAUAUUUUUCUCAGUCAUUCGUCAACGAUCGACCUGA